UCUGGCAAUUGUAUUCAUUAAAUUAGGCAUUCUGGUAUAAUUAGUAAACGGAUUCACUUUUAACUCCGUAGAGAGGAUAUAAUUUGCGUAUUUCCUUCCUUAUCGUAAGUACUUACCGCCAUUUGCGUUUCAUUUACUUAUUGAAGUGUAUUUUUUCUUUAGGUUCGGUUGUGUAUAACAAUACGACAAUUUUCCAUCCACAAUUGUUGCUUCAUCUAUAAUGUAAUGAGCCCCCGUAUUUAAGAGGUAUGUACAUUUUAGGGUAUCAAAAAGAGGGGUUACCUUUGAUUUCUUUUAGGGUUUUAAUUUUAGUUCAAUCUCAAAUUUAAUUCAACUGUAAGGACCAUCUGUUGAGGUACGACUAUGCAACCUUGGGUUAAAUUCACUGUUGCCAUGACAUAUCUUCCACCUGCUCAAUGUUCUAAGUAUAAGUAUCUAUCGCCAACUAUCACCCUUCUGGUAUAGUUGUGUACUGGAUAUUAGUUCUAACUUCUACAACUGUUUGUGUCUGGGUAAAAGGUACGGUUUUGCUGGGGCCGUCGACGGCCGCCGUUUACAGUGGCCAAGGAAACCACGUCCAUAAUAAAUAACGAUGUGCAGUGGUCCGUCGACGGCUCCAGCAACCAUGGUAACGACAGGAUGCGUACAUGGACUUGCUUUCAAAAUCAAGUUAGUAACAAAAACCGAUUUUUGAAAAACGUCAAAUUAAGAUGAACACUUUCUUAAUCAAAAGAUUAUUGCACAUCGGCAGAAAUAAGGCAUACUCAAAGAAGGCAACGGGACCGAGCGCGUCAUAUACGGUUUACGAUCACAUAUACGAUGCCGUGGUUGUGGGCGCCGGAGGUGGCGGUUUACGAGCCGCUUUCGGUUUGGUGGCGUCGUGCUACAAGACGGCAGUGAUUACGAAGAUGUUCCCCACGCGAUCGCACACCGUCGCCGCUCAAGGUGGCAUCAACGCCGCUAUAGGUAGUAUGGGCGAAGAUCAUUGGGAUUGGCAUUUUUACGAUAGCGUGAAAGGUUCGGAUUGGCUAGGCGAUCAGAACGCUAUUCACUACAUGUGCGAAAAUGCGCCGAAUGCGAUACUGGAGCUCGAGAACUACGGUAUGCCGUUCUCGCGUACGAAAGAGGGAAAAAUUUACCAGCGCCAAUUUGGUGGACAGUCACUUAAUCGGGGAACAGGAGGGAUAGCUACCAGAACUUGUGCUGUGGCCGAUCGGACUGGACAUAGUAUGCUUCAUACGCUCUACGGCGAAUCUCUGAAGUAUGAUUGCCAUUACUACAUCGAAUACUUCGUAAUUGACAUAAUGAUGCAUAAGGGUGCUUGCGUUGGAGUCGUGGCUUUGUCAAUGGACGAUGGGACUUUGCAUCGAUUUUUUGCUAAAAGCACUGUAAUCGCGACUGGUGGAUUCGGAAGGACUUACGCCCAAUGCACGGGUGCACAUAUGUGUACUGGUGACGGUAUCGGAAUGUUGACACGUGCCGGAAUGCACAUGCAAGACAUGGAAUUUAUUCAAUUUCAUCCAACUGGAAUAUACGGAAGCGGUUGCCUGAUGACCGAAGGAUGCAGAGGAGAGGGUGGUUUUCUGGUUAACGGAAAGGGGGAACGGUUUAUGCAAAACUACGCCCCUAACGCUUUGGAAUUGGCUUCUAGAGAUGUUGUAUCUAGAGCAAUGACAAUCGAAAUUCGGGAGGGGAGGGGAUGUGGCAAGAACAAGGACUACAUACAUCUGCAACUGCACCAUCUUCCCAAAGAGACUUUGACAGUACGACUUCCCGGCAUUACGGAGACUGCAAAAAUCUUCGCCGGAGUGGAUGUUACCAAAGAGUCUGUGCCGGUAUUACCGACUGUUCAUUACUGUAUGGGAGGAAUACCUACGACUUAUAUGGGCGAGGUAUUAUCAAAACAAGGCGAAGAUUUCUGCAAAGUGCCCGGAUUGUAUGCUUGCGGAGAAAAUGCUUGCGCCAGCGUACACGGUGCCAAUCGGUUAGGGGCCAAUUCUCUUUUAGAAGUCGUCAUAUUUGGCCGUGCUUGCGCCCACGCCAUUAGAAACAAUUGUAAACCUGGCGACAAGAUUGGAGAUAUUUGCAAGGACAUUGGGGAAGAGUCUAUAGCUCUUCUUGAUAAUGUGAGGUAUGCGGAGGGUUGUACAUCGGUGGCGCAACUUCGCUUGGAGAUGCAGAAAAUUAUGCAGGACGACAUGGCCGUGUUUAGAAUUGAGGAAUCUCUACAAAAGGGAGCGAAGGAUAUAGUCGAACUUUACUGCCGUUUGUGCGAUAUGAAGGUAACAGAUCGCGGACUUAUUUGGAACUCGGAUUUGACUGAAGGCCUCGAACUUAAAAACCUCAUGCUGUGUGCCGUACAAAUAGCAACUGGCGCAGCAAAUCGAAAAGAAUCUAGGGGCGCCCACGCGAGAGACGACUAUCCAUUAAGAGUGGACGAGUAUGAUUAUUCAAAGCCCAUCGAGGCUCAAGAAAAGAAACCAUUGUCUGACCAUUGGAGAAAGCAUACCAUUACAACUAUGGAUCACGAAACUGGCGAAUGUAAACUAUCGUAUCGACCUGUAAUCGACCACACGCUUCGCGAAGACGUGCCUUGGAUUCCACCAGUACUUCGCAAAUAUUAAAAUUUUGUUCAGUUUUGUGUCUUCAAAUUAUAUUUUUGCUCAUUUAA
Messenger RNA from Photinus pyralis (common eastern firefly), 2671 nucleotides. RefSeq names its product succinate dehydrogenase [ubiquinone] flavoprotein subunit, mitochondrial-like. The transcript is spliced from 6 exons. The record is from RefSeq and is a predicted model, not a curated record. Gene Ontology annotation, biological process: mitochondrial electron transport, succinate to ubiquinone; tricarboxylic acid cycle. Gene Ontology annotation, molecular function: succinate dehydrogenase (quinone) activity; electron transfer activity; flavin adenine dinucleotide binding. Lineage: Eukaryota; Metazoa; Arthropoda; Insecta; Coleoptera; Lampyridae. The coding region runs from base 711 to 2624 and encodes 637 amino acids.